Molecule: messenger RNA, 2037 nt
Organism: Oreochromis aureus
Lineage: Eukaryota; Metazoa; Chordata; Actinopteri; Cichliformes; Cichlidae
Gene: hemk1
Product: HemK methyltransferase family member 1
Exons: 11
Coding region: 217-1281 (354 amino acids)
Biological process (GO): protein methylation
Cellular component (GO): mitochondrion
Molecular function (GO): protein methyltransferase activity
Source: RefSeq, a predicted model, not a curated record
UACGCCGCAGCCGCUCUCUGUGCCGCGUGCAGGACACAUUUCGAGCCCCGCUAGUUAGCUUUCCGACACAGAAAAAUGUUUGAAUUUCAUACAGGACCGUAAAGUGUAGCAUGUUGAUCUAACAGACUACUGCCGCCAUGCAGCGAAUUCAGCCUGAGAGCGCACAGACUCCGGAAACCCAAUGAAUAACGAUGUAAAGACUUAAUACUGUUAACCAUGUGGACAAGGUCGCUGAGUACAAGCUACUACAGAUGUUUUGGGUGCAGGAGUGGUGGACCAAAGGUACUUUGGAGGUCCCAUGCUGUCCGUACAUGCAGCGCUCCAGCCUUACCCGCAGGCAGGAUUACACCACUUCAGGCGGUGAACUUAUGGAAGAGGCACUUUGAGGAGAGAGGUGUGACGGAGCCUGAGCUGUCCAGCCAGUACAUCAUUGCUCAUCUUCUCGGAGCUAAAACUAUAGAAAGUCUUGAGCAGGAGAGAUUAACAGAGUUUCUCAGCCGAGAACAAACAGAGCAGAUAUGGAAGCUCUGCACCAGACGUCUCUCCAGGAUGCCCGUGCAGUACGUGAUUGAAGAGUGGGACUUCAGGGACCUGACGCUGAAGAUGAGGCCUCCUGUGUUCAUACCACGACCUGAAACGGAGGAGUUGGUCGAGCUGGUGCUCAAUGAUCUGCAGAUGAAGACUGAGAUGGGCGUGCCUGAUAAGAUGGAGCCUACGUGCCUGGAAGUGGGAUGUGGGUCUGGUGCCAUUUCUCUUAGCCUGCUGAAGAGUCUGCCUCAGCUUAAAGGCGUCGCCCUGGAUCAGAGCCAGGAUGCCGUGGAUUUAACAAGAGAGAACGCACUAAGAUUGGGACUUGAGGAUAGAUUAGAGAUUCAUCACAUCGAUGUCAUGAAGGAUGCAGAAACUCUACUCAGACUCAUUAGGCCAGUUACAACUUUGGUCAGUAACCCUCCGUACCUGUUUUCAGAAGACAUGGCGUCCCUUGAACCUGAAAUUUUAAGAUUUGAAGACCCGGCUGCUUUAGACGGAGGCAAAGAUGGCCUAAAAGUGAUCAAGCAGAUUUUGACCCUGGCUCCUCAGAUUCUGUCCAGUUAUGGUCGUGCUUACUUGGAGGUGGACCCCAGACACCCCCCACUCAUUCGACAGUGGGUGGAGGGGAACGUGGACGGGCUGCAGUUUAAGGAGGCACGGCAUGACAUCACCGGCAGGCCUCGAUUCUGCAUCCUUCAGAAGGAAGAAGUCAAACAAGGACCACAAGCAGGCUCUGGACUGAGAAAUUGAGAUCCUAUUACACUGGCUUUAGCUCUUUAGCUCAGGUCGCCGCUGCCUCAGCUCCCCUACCCCCACUGAACCACCAAGCACGCGCUCACACUGAUCUGAUAACACCCAGCAUUCAUAAUUUGCACAAGCGCGCAUUGUUUUCAUGUCACCGCUGCACUUUUAAUCUAGUAACAGUCGUGAUCACAUCCUGCGUCACAAUAAAAAAUGUGUGCAAGAUGGCACAAAAAAAACGCAGGCUCCAAAGCUGAAGGUAAUUACCGAAGCUUUUCUCGGAACCCUCCCUCUCAGAAGCUCACCCUCCUCCCAGGAAGCAUUCAGUAGUUCUGUGAAUCCGCUGACGAACGGUCCUCCCCUCAGCUUGUCCGCUCGCUGACUCAGAUGCAAGCGGCGUGCAUUGUUGAGCAAAAGCUCACGCAGCAUGGCCUUUACUUCCUCACACAAUCUGCUUCUCUCACAUACUUAGAGUUUAAAGGCCACUAAGUCUUUGUGUUUCAAAGGUGAUUUAAGGGAAAAUAUUUCCUAACAAGUGUCACAAGAGCAGUCGUCAUGCGGGGGUUGGUGAUGGCGAUCGCAAGCCUUAACACAACAGUAACGUUUGGCAUUUCAAACAACACAGAUGAAUAACAAGUGGAUACAAAUGUAAAAGGAUGACACGCCAAGAGUCCAGCUGGUGGUUUUAAUAGAAAAAUGUACACAUGUAAAAGGUACAAAAAGAUGCUGUACUGAGAAAACAAAAAUAAAAUGGCAUAAAAGAUG